UUCUAAAAAUAUAAAUUGAAAAUUUUAAAAUAAUUUUCCAUGUGAAAUGUGGUUUAAAAGUAUUUAGAAUAUCUGCCGUGCGUUUUUUUUGCUGUUUACAGUUCAGAAAAAAAGAUAAAGUUAUAAGAAAUGCCUAUUACAUUAUGUAUUUUAAAUGUAAAGUGACUAAUGCUGAUUUCCUAUCCUAUCUUUGUGGUAUGGCAUUUUUGUUCACAUAAAUAGAUCUGUUUGUUUCAGUUUAUUCCUGUGCAUUUCGUGUUAUUCUAACAUUUUUUAAAUAUUAAUAAUAGCGAGUUUAAUUAAAUAUUUUAAACAGUUUUAAUCUAAUUUAAGUGAUUUUGUUAUUAGUUUUACGGCCUAGGUACUGAAACAAAUUUGAUUUUACUGUCUUCCUGAUUUAUAAGUUCGAGGAAAAAUUGGAUACCGAACCGAAAUUAAAAAUUAUACCUUGACUAAUUUUCAUAUUUCACCUUGAAUGUGUUUUAUUUAUAUUAAAGUUCCUACUUAAACUUAAAGAAUGUCGAAAUAAAAAUGAUAAAAAUAAUUUACCCAUGUCUCGGUGAAGUAUUGUUGGCACCACAUCAAAAAGUUAAUGAGUGAUGUAAUAUGUACAUAUUGGUUUUGAACUUAACCAUGGAAAUCAUUUGUUUUUUUCGCUAAUAGCAAUUUGGCUGUCGCUAAUAAUUAUAGGAUAAAUUAUGCUGACUGGGUGUUAUAAUAAUCCCAUUUGCAUGUAUUAACAGUUCUUUAAGGAAGUAAUUUUUCAAUAGCAAUAUUUUUAUUUUUAUAGUACCUUUUUUAUUGAUAAACGUUACAAAAUAGAGCAAUUUGCGAGGAAAUGAUCGAGAGAGUUAAUAUUUAAAUAACUUUAACCAAUAAAAUUGUAUAACCGAAUAAAUGCAUAUUAUGUAUCAACAAAAUGCAUCUUCUAAUUUGGUUAAAUUCAGAAAUUCUGCAUUAGGGAAGUCGGCCCCAUCAUUGUCCAUUAAUAUGAAAGAUGCGGGUUGCGUAAGUCGCAGGAAUAGCCGGCCUGCUGCAAUUCAUAGGUUAAGUUUUAUCGCUAAUACUUCUCCUGUACUCCCAAGAUCUCAUUCUCCUAUAUGUGGUAGCCCCAUCGAUAGCCCAAGAACCCACACAAGCUUCAUAAAUUUCUCAUUUGCACCUAUAAAAAGAAUUGUUGCUGGCUAUCGUGGAGAUGGAAGAAGGUGGUCGGUUGCUUCCUUACCCUCAUCCGGUUAUGGGACUACUCCCGGUAGUUCAAAUAUGUCAUCCAAGUGUUCUAGUCAGGAGAGAUUACACCAGUUACCGCAUAUUCCUACAUCCGAUGACAUCAGAAUGUUAACCCACCAUUUUUCUAGUAAUGAAAGUAAUGCCUCAUUACCAGGGGUUAGCUAUGAAGAAAACCCCAUUAGUAAUAGAUCGCCGUUGCAUAGACCAAGAUCAAGAAGUCUUAGUAGCCCCAGUAGGUCUCCGGUAAUUGACAACGAAAUUUGUAUGAUGAACGUCUUAUAUAAGGAACGUUUUCCAAAGGCCACUCAACAAAUGGAAGAGAGAUUAACUAACUUUAUCGAAGAAAAUAAAACAUUCGAUUUUGGGGAAGACUGUGAUUACUUGCCAAUUGUUCGUUUUGUUCACCAUCAAGUGUUGGAGAUGGCUAGAGAUUGUCUACACAAGUCGCAGACCAAACUAAUUACCAGUCGCUAUUUUUAUGAAAUGUCGGAAAAUUUGGAAAGGCUCUUAACAGAAACAAAAGAAAAAUCCGAAGAUGCAGCGAAUUUAGUGACGAGCUUUAUAAAGAAGCUGCUGCUGAUAAUAUCACGACCAGCUAGGUUAUUGGAAUGCCUAGAAUUUGACCCGGAAGAAUUUUACCAUUUCUUAGAAGCCGCGGAAGGUCAGGUUAAAGGGGUGCAAGGCAUCAAAGCGGACAUCCCUCAGUACAUCAUCCAGAAAUUGGGUUUAAAUAGAGAUCCCAUAGCGGAACUGCAACAGGAGCUGAAGGAUUGCAACUGGUCGAAUAAUUCUUCCAGAUCCUCACUUUGCCUCUCGUCCACGCCUACCAUUAAGAAAUCCUUAUCAAACCCAAACGAGCAAGACUUCGAAGUCGUAAAACUAGUUUCAAAUGGUGCUUACGGAGCCGUUUAUUUAGUUAAGCAUAAACAAACACGACAACGAUUCGCAAUGAAGAAAAUCAAUAAAAACAAUCUUAUGCUGAGGAAUCAGGUCGAACAGGUGUUCGCGGAAAGGGAUAUUUUGAGUUUUGCCGAUAACCCGUUCGUUGUCAGUAUGUACUGCAGCUUCGAAACUAAAAAGCAUUUGUGCUUGGUUAUGGAAUAUGUGGAGGGGGGCGACUGCGCUAGCUUGAUUAAAAAUAUAGGCCCCCUUCCCGCAGACAUGGCUAGAUUUUAUUUCGCUGAGACUGUUUUGGCUGUCGAAUAUUUGCACUCGUAUGGAAUCGUUCAUAGAGAUUUGAAACCUGACAACCUUCUUAUCACUGCCUUAGGCCAUAUUAAAUUAACGGAUUUCGGUUUGAGUAAAAUGGGCCUCAUGUCGUUGGCCACAAACUUGUAUGAGGGUUACAUAGAUUCCGAGUCGCGUCAGUUUUCCGACAAACAGGUGUUCGGUACCCCAGAAUACAUCGCCCCCGAAGUUAUACUGAGACAAGGUUACGGUAAGCCGGUGGACUGGUGGUCUAUGGGGAUAAUUCUCUAUGAAUUUCUCAUCGGCUGUGUUCCGUUCUUUGGUGACACUCCUGAAGAAUUAUUCGCCCAUACCGUCCAAGACGACAUCGAGUGGCCGGAGAACGAGGACUGGCCCGUACAAGAAGAAGCAAAGGAUCUUAUAACAACGUUGUUGCAACACUCGCCGAGGGACAGAUUAGGCACGGGCGGUGCUCACGAGGUUAAAGAACACGUGUACUUUUACGGCCUGGACUGGAAUUCGUUGCUCCGGCAGAAAGCGGAGUUUGUUCCACAGCUCGAACACGACGAAGAUACCAGUUACUUUGACAGUCGUGUCGAUCGGUAUUCCCAUGAAUUAGAAGAUGAUACCGACGAUACCGAUGAUUCCCCUGUUUUUGGAUUAUUUUCGUCUUGUUCGCCGCAGUACAGGAAGGUGUCUAAACUCAGUUCUACUAGUACAGAGGUGGAGAUAGGGCUUGUUCCGAAAGCUCUUAAAAUUACAGCGUCGAUCAGUUCAACUUCGGAUACUUCGGAAAGUGGUGGAUUUAAGCCUAAACUUAAGGCUUGCAGUAGUUUACAGUUGCAAGCACUGGAUAAGGAUAAAUCUGCACCUACGGAACACAGAAAAAUUUCUUUAGAUUUGUCCUUGUGCGCAAUUAGUACACCGGAGUCGUCUCAGACGGACAGCGACGACGUGUCCCCACAGAUUAACAGAAGAAGGAAAGCGGCUCACUCUCGCGACAUCUUGCCAAAAUUCUCAAUUUCCGUCGAGGACGAGAACAGCAGUUUAGAAACCGGAACUUCCUCGUCCGAGAACAGGGAACAUUCGCCGCUCGGCCGAAUUCAAACCACAAAUUUACCGGCGGUGAAGCAUAAAUCGAGAUCUGUCGUUAAAAGCGCUUCCGCUUCAGGUUUAUCUCUUAUGAUACCAUCCGAUGAAUUCCAGACGACGUCACACGGUAUCCAUUCUCCUAGCGGUGGAGGGGGUUCUAGUACCGCAAGUUCACGGGAUACUUCACCGUGUCGCGAAUUGUCGCCCUUAGUAACUAGUCUGAAGCCUCCAAUAAUUAUUCGGAGAGGACCAAAAGGAUUUGGCUUCACUGUACAUACAAUUCGUGUAUAUUACGGUGACACCGAUGUGUACACGAUGCAUCAUCUAGUAAUGGCGGUGGACGAAAGGAGUCCAGCGUUCGAGGCGGGCCUGAGGCCGGCGGACCUAAUAACACAUAUCAACGGCGAGACCGUACAGGGUCUCUAUCACACCCAGGUGCUGCAACUGCUCUUAGGCGGCGCAGAACAUGUUAGUUUACGGGCCACCCCUCUGGAUCAAACAUCCAUCAAAACUGGCGGGCGUAAAAGGGAACCCGGACAGAGCAAACUGGCGAAAAGGAGUUUAAAUAGACAGAAGAAGCAGAAGAGGGAGAGCGAUAAGAGAAGGAAGACGUCGUUGUUCAGGAGGAUCAGUAGCAAAAGGGCUAGCGUGGAAAUGCAACAGAUGGCUGCCAACAUACAAUCACCAGUAAGCGUGACUCCUAGCAGGAGCUUUCAGUCGUUCCCCAGAAGCGGAGAAAGCAACUUCUCAACGUCGACCGUAAGAAACUGCGGAGCGAACCGGUCGAGUUUAUCCCCUUCGGAUUCAUUUUCUCAACACUCAAAUAACUCCUCCUCUCAAACGACAUCAUCAGGGAGUCCAUCCCCUACGACCGCACCAAACAGCCGUAAUAACAAACAACAUUACCAGCGACCUUCCACUUUGCACGGCUUAAAACACAAAUUGCAUUCCACAGGUUGCCCAAAAGCUCUACACACGUCCGGCCCGUCUUGCUCAGCAUCUGUUCCUAACAGGAGAAAAUCCGUCGGACACAUUCCCCUCUCUCCUCUGGCCCGUACGCCGUCCCCCUCCCCGCUACCGGCCUCCCCGACGAGAUCCCCGAGCCCUCUCGCCUUUCCCAUCGGACACCAACCGGGAAGUUCCAAUACCACCCAGUCGUACAGUCCUAGCGCUGGUUCCGCUCCGAUAGCGGUAAGCGGUCAGUCGAAAAAGGGUUUCGUUCGGCCGAAGGGAGCAGAACCCGGAUCGCCGCUUUUGCGCAGGGCGCUGUCUCCGGAUAGGUUACAUCCCCGUAGUGCUGAAAAUAAAUGUUCUAUUUCCCCAUUAUGCUCGUCGGGGAGUACAUCUUCGCCUAGCGUUAAGGCUCAAGGAAGGGUCGUGGGCACUUCGACAGUGUGGAGACCGAACUCGCAGCCUGAAAGGGAUAAAGAUUCUGACACGGAUAAUUCUCAGUCGAGCGAUUUAGGUUUAAAUUCGUCCACGUCGGAGAACCGUUUGUCUCUGAAUCUCUCCGGUCCGGGUGAGUUUCUGCCGAGAAUAGCUGAGGAAAAAGAUUCCCCUACGAAUGGUCAAGAAGGGAAAGAGAAAUGUGAUAAAAGUUUAGAAAUUAACAAAAUUAAGACAGUGCAGGAAAAUAUUAAACACGAAGUGAAAGUCGAGUCUGGGAGUUCUUCGAAGGGCACUGAUUCACAGACGACAAAAAUUUGUGAUAAAAACCAGAGUGAGUUAGAGAAAGAUAAGAAAGAGAGUAUUGGAAAAAUUUCGCAGAAGGAUAGUAAGCCGCCAGUUGGGGAAAGCGCCGCAAUUACUAGCAAAAUAAAAUCUGAAGGAAAAAGCAAAGAAAGUAAAAAGGAAGAUAAAAUCAGUGGUAAGCCACCACCAAAGUAAAAUUGUAGGGUCUAACGCUGCAUUAACUUUUUGUUGAAAUUCUAUAAUUUUUAGAAUAAAACUGUUUUUUUUAUGUUUUUCACCUUUCCUAAUUAAUUUGAGAUGUAUUAUGUGUACCCUUUGUCUAAAGAAUGUAUAAUACUGUUUAAAGUGCAAGUAUUUAAAUUUUUCUUGAGGAGUAUUUCAACUUAUACGUUGCGUUAUUAAAGACUGAACACAUUUAUUCGCCAUUUUAGUUGAUAAGGUGGUGGUGCGCUUUCAGCAGUUAUCAUUUAAUCCCAUUCUGUUGAAUGUAAUGUUGCUUUUUUAUUUCACAUGAUGUUGCAUCCAUCAAAUCUUAACUACAUCGCUAAGUCUUAUGCAGGUUGCUCUUUAUCAUGUACUGUAUAUGCUCAAGGUUAGAUAAAUAGGAGGCAACAUUCCGUCCAACAUAUUUUAAUUUACUUUGUUUUUAUUUAGCUUUUUAAAUUCCCAGCAGGUAGUCUUUGACGACCUGGUAAUAAUGUCUGUAAUUUAAAUACUCCAUUAUAAUUAAAAAAAUGUGAUGUUAGAUGUACCUUUGUAUUAAAAUUUUAAACUAUCCUUUUUUAUUUUUAGGAAAGUCUGUUCUUUUUAAUAUUAAUUUUAAACUAUAAUCAUUUACUUUGUUCAGUUGCAAAGAUUAUUAUAAACUUACACACCCGCUGAGUUGUUAGUAAAUAGAAGUUGCUUUUCUUUUCUCUUAGACGCUAAAAGAAAACCAAUGGUUUUUCAGAGGUUGGAAUUCUACGAGUACAUGAUAUAUUCAAAGUGUAAUUAAACCUAAAUAGUAUAUGUGACUAUAAUAUUGCUUUUUAUGUUUUUGUUGGAUCUCGAGUUCCUUAAUGAGGGCACUUUGCAAUAUGAUUACAAGGCAACUUUUUUACUGUUUCGGAAUUCGUACUAAAUAUUGCGUAUAUCAUUAAUUUCUUUUGUACUGGCAAGCUUGUAUUAUGUAUAUAUUUUUUGGGCUUAGAACGAAUUGGACUAGUUUUUCUAUUAAUUAUUAUAAAUGUGUGCCGGGAUUACAAAUCCUAGGACAAACUUUAUUAACAACGUACGCGAUUUAAAAUUUUAUGGAACACGUUCCCACAUGGGCCAAGGAAAUAUAGCUAAAAAAUGAAUUUUAUUUUUAAACACUUCACAGUGAUAAUAUAUUUCAUAAAAUUCUUGACAAAGUGACUGUUAAUCAGCAUUAUAUCAAAAGUUAGAAUUAUUAGAAAAAUUCUUGCAAACGUGUUCUAACCCUUAUCGAUAUAGUUCUCUAUGUACUUAAUUGAAUUUGUUUAAAACAGUUUUUUCUUAAUAUACAUUCUUGAAAAUUGUGAUUUUGAUAUUUGUAAUUAAAAAUGUU
Molecule: messenger RNA, 6769 nt
Organism: Anoplophora glabripennis (Asian longhorned beetle)
Lineage: Eukaryota; Metazoa; Arthropoda; Insecta; Coleoptera; Cerambycidae
Gene: dop
Product: microtubule-associated serine/threonine-protein kinase 3
Exons: 16
Coding region: 898-5397 (1499 amino acids)
Biological process (GO): peptidyl-serine phosphorylation; intracellular signal transduction
Molecular function (GO): protein serine/threonine kinase activity; ATP binding; magnesium ion binding
Source: RefSeq, a predicted model, not a curated record